Messenger RNA from Scatophagus argus, 1582 nucleotides. RefSeq names its product oleoyl-ACP hydrolase (gene olah). The record is from RefSeq and is a predicted model, not a curated record. Gene Ontology annotation, biological process: lipid biosynthetic process. The transcript is spliced from 7 exons. Lineage: Eukaryota; Metazoa; Chordata; Actinopteri; Scatophagidae. The coding region runs from base 329 to 1099 and encodes 256 amino acids.
UCCUCUCAUAUCCACUCAGGUAUUAUGUGGACAUUUUACAACAUUUUUUUAAAGAAAUGAAUUAAUAAAUAACGCAAAACUAGUGCAAAUUGACAUGCACACUCCUUACUGUAGAUGUCUCCAGAAUCCACAGAUAUAAUUUCACAGCUCCAUACAUAAACCAUAGAAGAAAAUAACCAGGAAAUAUUACACUUCAGCAUGAGGAAUUCCCACUGUUUUCCCGAGAGAGGUUGAUGUCGAUGGAGCUGCCAGCAACACAGAGAGGUGGGAACAUAAACUACGCGGUCAUUAGGUGUGAAUCACUCUCCGAUCUAAGCCCUUCUGUUCAAUGAAGAUGGAAAAGGUGAUCAACUGUUUCAAGAGGAGACCCGAGGCUGUGACCCGGCUGAUCUGUUUCCCCUGGGCAGGUGGAGGGUCCAUACACUAUGCACGCUGGGGAAACGUCCUCAACAGCUCCAUAGAAGUGUUUGCUGUCAAGCUCCCAGGCAGAGAGAGCCGAGCCAAAGAGCCCUUCUUUCAGGACAUGCAGCAGAUUGUGGACGAGGUUAUUGGUGUGUUGUUACCGGUGCUGAAAGAGAAGCAGUUUGCUCUGUUUGGCCACAGUUUUGGUGCCUUCACGAGCUUCGCCGUCGCAGAUGCUCUGAAGAGACUGCACGACCUCGAACCAGUUCACAUCUUCCUGUCUGGGGCCUCCGCGCCAUAUUCAGAGACGCGUAUCAACGCCCCGAAGAGAAGCAGCUUAUCCGACAAGGACUUCCUCCAGUGGAUGAGUUCCAUUGGAGGAACUCCUCCUGAGCUGCUGGCAAACCCUGAAGUCCUGAAGCUCUUCCUGCCUGCCCUGAAGGCCGACCUGCACGUCGUGGAGAACUACAGGUGCAACAAGCCGGACGAUCCGUUCCUCUCCUGUCCAGUCACGUGCUUCGAUGGAAAAGAUGACGUUCCUCAUGACUUACAAGCUUGGAAAAGCAUCACAUCAGGAGAUUUCACCGUCAGGAUGCUCGAUGGAUCUCACUUUUACCUGAAGGAUUCUGCAAAUGAAAAAAUGAUCUUAGACUACAUCACGAAGCAGCUGGAAACAUCAGAAAUGGACUAUUUAUAACGAAACGUGCAGUCACUGUUUAUUGUGUCUAAUGACUCUAGGCUUUUACUAAUUGAUUAAGGCCGAUAUUAAUUCUGUAUACAUUUCAGAAGUGCCCCAUUUUGUCAGUUGGCUCCACGUCUGUCAACAUUGGGGCAGUUUGUAUUAAUAAUGAAUCUUGAUGGGUGUUUUUGUGAUUUUGAAUCGAUUAACAGGUCAGUUUAAGCAACAGGAAAUAGGAAGAAGGUAGUGAAAAAUGGGUGUUUAUUUUUUACUGUUUUACUUUUAUAUAUCAGGUGCAUCACAUAUUAAUUAACACCAUGUUAAUGUAAAUAUGCCAGACUUUGCUGAAAGGCUCAUUUUGAUCUGUAGUUCAGUUUUAGUUAUUUCACAAAAAAACAGUCCACGUUUCUCAUGUUGUCUUGAUAAAUGAAUGAAUCAAUGAUUAAUAAGUUAAAAGUUAACGAGGUGACUCGUCACUAAUGCACAGUAUAACAGACUCCA